Centruroides sculpturatus (bark scorpion) is the source of this 1401-nucleotide messenger RNA. Its product is annotated as THO complex subunit 2-like. The transcript is spliced from 11 exons. NCBI's taxonomy places the organism in Eukaryota, Metazoa, Arthropoda, Arachnida, Scorpiones, Buthidae. The record is from RefSeq and is a predicted model, not a curated record. Bases 70 to 1386 code for a protein of 438 amino acids. Gene Ontology annotation, molecular function: mRNA binding. Gene Ontology annotation, cellular component: THO complex part of transcription export complex. Gene Ontology annotation, biological process: mRNA processing; mRNA export from nucleus.
CGUUGCGUAAGAACGCGUUUGUAACGAGAGUCGCGGCACAGCAAUGCCCUCUAUCUACAAGAAACAAAAAUGGCGGUUGCCCGGUACGUCAGUCCCGAAAUCUAUAAAAAUUGGGAAAAAGGAAACAAAAACGAUUUUUUAAAACUCUGUCGCAGUUUUCUUCAAGGAACACAACAAAAUAGUCCAAUUUUUCGAAGCCAGGCUAAAGAUUUAAAACACAUUUUGUAUGAAGUUUGCUCAAAUGUUGUGCAGGGAUCUCUUAGACUUGAGCCAACAUUAUUGGUGUUGGCUGAAGUUGUUCAACUUCAUAGUGACUUAUCUUCAAUUAUAUCAGACAUUCUGUUACUUUUAGAUACAGAAACGCAAUGUUUAGAUAAUAGGGAAUGUCGUGAAAGAUUUUUUUGGCUCUUAAAUGGUUGUAAUAAGAAAAUUGUACCUGAAUACAUAAUUAAAGAAAGGUUAGAAUUUGAAACUACUGGUGAUGCUGGUAUAUUGAAGCAACGAAAUACAACUCAAACUAAAUUUAUCAAGAUAAAAACAAGGCUUUUUUACAAACAACAAAAAUUUAAUUUGUUUCGAGAAGAAAGUGAAGGAUAUGCCAAAUUGAUCACUGAACUUAAUCAAGAAAUUGGUGGAAGUAUCAACAGUUCUUACAUGUUAGAAGUGACUAGAUCUUUGAUUGGUUGCUUUAAUCUGGAUCCAAAUAGAGUGUUGGACAUAAUUUUAGAAUCUUUUGAAUGCCGUUUAGAUCUGGCACAUUUUUACAUUCCUCUCUUGCAAUCAUUUUUAUGUAAUUCAGCUACACUCAGUCAAGUUUUGGGAUUUAAAUUAAGCUUUUAUCAGCUUGUUCCAGAAGACAACAAAAUUCUUGAAAAACACAAACAGGAACUUCAAAAUGCUAGAACUUAUGCACGCCGUGCCAGUGCACUAAUUGUAUCAUCAGAAAAGGCAAAUGAAAAUCAAGAAGAUUCCAAAGAUGAAGACAAUCAGUGGCAAGAAGACAAUCAGAAGUUGGGUUUAUGUGAAGCAUUAUUGGAAGUAGGAGAUUGGGAACAUGCUCACCAAUUAAUCUCUUGUUUACCAGAAUUUUAUGCUGUUUCUCAUGCUGAAAUUGCUAAAAGUUUAUGCUCACUUAUUCAUGUAAUUAUAGAACCUUUGUACAGAAAACAUUGUGGACUGCCAUCUGGAUUGAAAUCCACUCCUUUACCUACAAUUUAUGGUAUUACUCCCGUGAAACAAGUGAAAAGCUUUUCAAAUUUGAAAAAAACCGUUUUUCCAAUGGUAUUAUGCCUUGGACCGCAAUUACAUUUAAGUCCAAUUCUUAUGGUGAAGAUAAUACGUCUAGCUAAAUACUGGAUGAAUGAGGUAUUUUUUUUAAUUCAUUAAACUUAUUCAUUUAUU